This is a messenger RNA of Pectinophora gossypiella (pink bollworm), 1309 nucleotides long. RefSeq lists its product as uncharacterized. Lineage: Eukaryota; Metazoa; Arthropoda; Insecta; Lepidoptera; Gelechiidae. The record is from RefSeq and is a predicted model, not a curated record. Bases 153 to 1196 code for a protein of 347 amino acids. The transcript is spliced from 3 exons.
ACAAUGAUAAAGUAUAUAUAGAAACUUGUGAUAAUAAAUGUGACAGUGCGCAUUGGCUUACGAUGUAAGGAAGUCUGAUAGCUGUGAGUGAAGUGACAAGAAAAAAUUAUACUCAAUUAACUAAUAAAAGGAUUGAAGAAUAAAUUAAAAAGAUGGAUCUUUCUUCAAUACUCAUUCUAUUCCCGAUGGCGUUAUCGAUUCACGCGACGCCUAUAAUGACACGCGAGAGAUUGGCCCAACGAAACUACCAUCAACAGUUCUGCAGCAGUCUUCUCAACUUCAACAAUUAUUUCUACUCCUUAGAAGACCAGAAGAACGUAACUGGAAUUCCAGCUGACUUGAGCAUCCAUUGGAAAACCGGGAAUAUAUUCUUCACGUUGAUCAGCGAGGAAAUGCGAAUGACCCUGCAAGUACUUCAUCCCAGUGGCGAAUUUGAGACUAUCAAAGUUGCUGGACUAGGCCAAUCGACUACUGUUGAUAACCUCAACGAUAUUGUAUACUUAGCUACAGAUAACGGUGUAUAUAAAUACAAGGAAGACGGUAGUGUAGAAUUAUAUUCAGCUCUAGGUGAAGACGUCAUGUAUAUAGCAGUUUCUAGCGACGGCAAUACUAUGUACAUAGCAACAUGGCCACAAAACCGAGUGCAGAAAAUCACGAAUGAUGGACAGAAACAGGAGACAUUCUCUGUCAUUCCUAACGGGCACGGUCUGACUUUGGAUACUAGAAAUAACAUAUACUUUGUUGCUACCAAAACGUCUUAUAUCCUGAAGAAUGGUUAUACAAUUCCUAUUAAAAUCAAAGGUCUACCUAGUGAUAAGAUGACGGGAGUCUUCGUCAGUAGAUCUGAUGAGGUAUUUGCUAUGGAUGAAAAUAGUAACCUUUACACUGUAGAUCCUGAAAAUGCUAACGCCAAGCACAUAGGAUCUUUCAAUGUAACUGGGGUCAACUCGUUCGCUAUGGAUUCUGCCGACAACGUCUUGAUUGGUGUGAAAGGAGCCAUUUUAAAAUUCAACGCGUAUGAAAAGAAUCCUUGCAAGCAAUAUGAAAUGUAUGAACCGAUUAAGUCAGCGACAAUUGAAAAGGACGAAUCUCAGCCUGGCAAAAAAGGAAAGAGACACAACGCGAAGAAACGCAAGCCAAAAAGAUCACCAACCACUUCCACCACCGAAGCUACGGAAGAAGACGACGAGGAAUAAACUUUAAUAAUAAUGCUCAUUUUGUUAAUACUUUUCAAUUAUUUCACUUGUUAUUCUUCACAAUUUUCAUUAUUAUUGCUAAAUAAAAUUAAAUGUUUUUUUCUUCACAGUAA